Messenger RNA from Drosophila mojavensis, 3021 nucleotides. RefSeq lists its product as uncharacterized. The record is from RefSeq and is a predicted model, not a curated record. The transcript is spliced from 7 exons. NCBI's taxonomy places the organism in Eukaryota, Metazoa, Arthropoda, Insecta, Diptera, Drosophilidae. Bases 229 to 1665 code for a protein of 478 amino acids.
AGGAGCAGCAUCUGUGGAAAGUCAUUCUUUCACAAAUUUUCGCAGUGAGCAGAGCUCUUGAAAGUAGAAAAUAAAAAAAGUAAAAAUUAAAUUCCUCUCUCAGAGUCGUUGUGUCGAGCAAUCUUUGGUUUUUCGCAUUCCUAUCCCCGCGUGCAACUCCGUUCCCAUUAAAGUGUAACUGUAAUUAAUUUAGUCACAAGAAUACAUCGAACGCAAGAAGAAAAUAAAAUGGUUCCAGUUACUAAACCGAACACCAAGGAGGUGCAAUGCCAGCUGGCAGCAUGUGAUGAGACCAAGCAGCAGCCGGAGACCAUUGUCACCCCGAAGAGCGGCCGUGUGGGCAUCUUCAAUGCCGAAGAUUUUUUGUCGCGUGCCCAGACGAACGACAAGAUCAACAACAUCUUACGCUCGCCCACUAAAGCCCCAAAUGGCGUGCGCCAACGCUCGGUGUACACCAACAACAACCCAUCACCGCAGUCGUCGGUUCGCUUGCCCAAUGCGGCAGCAUCGCUUUCAGCUCGUAUGAGCAGCAUAUCGCUGAACAGCGGCAGCGCCAGUGUGGGCACCAACACUUCAGUGCUAGCCAAGGAAUGCUCUAGCCAGACUAAUGCCAUAGGUGCCUCGGGCUCCUAUCGUGCCAUGGGAAUGGGCAUGCACCAGUCGCAGCCGCUGCUCACUGCCGUUGCAGACUUGGAGCCACUGGUCCUGAGCACUAAGUCGUUGACUGCUCGCUUCGCUGGGCCAUUUGGGUAUGACAAUAGCGGCGCCUACUGUCAGCCACAACCGCAACCCCAAAUGCACCACACUCAGCAGUAUCCGUCGCCCAUGCCGCCUCCACCUCAUGCCUUGGGUCGUGUCAGCUCUCGCACUUUUGAGUUCGAGAAUAAUCCACCACCACCACCGCCAUGUCCUGGCUCCGGACCGAUUGCCAUGUCCAAUGGCACCAUCCAGCUGCGCUUGCGCGAGGGAGUCAGAAUCGAUAUGACUCUGGACAAGGCCGUGCGCGUGUUGAAUCAGCGCAGCAUGGUGGCUGUCGCACUGUCGCGCAAUGGCACAAACUCUGCUCUAAUCCAUCCCAAUGGUCGAAUCCUGCAGAGUGGUUCCAAGGUGGAAAUCGUGACCUAUGACGGCAUGAAGGCCAACAAUUUUGUGCGCUAUGCUAAGAUGUGGUACAAGGGUGUGAGCUUCACCAGCGAGUCUUGUGCUUUGAUUUAUCUGGUGGACACUGCUGGAACACGCACCACAACCGACACUUUCACUGACCUGACUAAGGACUACACUCUGGCAGUGUUUUAUGACGACUCGCGCCACGGUCCCUCAUUUGUGCCCGAUGCACAGGAGGUGAUUGCAAAGUCAUCCUACAGUUGCGCAGACGACGGCACCGAGAUGUACGACAUCAAUGGUUUUCGCAUCAUUCAGGCCGCCGAUGGCCUGGUGAAGGUGACUCGCCAACACAACAAGGGGCUCAUUCGCACCAGCCCUGGCAAUGGAUCGGUCACUCUGACCACUCUGGGCAUCCACUGCACCGCCUCCUUGGGCAAGACCUCGCAUCUGUUUUUACGUCGCAAUGAAAAGCGCAUGCACUUCGAUGGAUCCAAUUUUAUAGUGCGCAAUGCAGGACAUUCGGCAGGAUUUAACGAGAACAACCUGCUCAUCGUGUACUAAUUUAGUUCCAUCUGAGACACAUACGUAGACCCACAAGACUCACACAAACACACAAACAGACACCUUAAACAGUUUUGGGGACUGUUGCGCUGCCGUAGCGAGGAGAGAGUAAUAACCAAAAAUAUAACCCACAGAAAUAGCUUGAAACUGAAAACAGGCUCGCAAAAAAGCGCGAGCGACGCUAAGGCCAUUCUGAUCAUACGUAUAACAUGAAACACCUAAAACCCAAACGCUGUGUGAUUGGGUGACUUUUGGAUGCCUUUCGUUACUCGACGUAAGCGCAACGCAACUAACAAGGAAUUCGUUUUUAGUUAUCUUUUCAUACUCGAUCUUUUUGAUAUCAGUGAAAAUUCAGUUAAAAAAAAAAAAAAAAAAAAAAAAAAAAAAAAUAAAAAAUGAUUUUAGGACACGGAUCCACUGCCCUGCCUACUAAUUGAAAACGCUGACCAUUUUGGUAGAUUGAGAAGUGUCAGCGUUUUAAUUUUUAAGGCUCAUUUUGGCAUGAAAAUGACUCUCUUCAAUCAAAUUUUAACAAAAUCUUUUGCUAAUAAUAUGAGAAUAUUAAACAAGAAAAAAAAAAACAAAAAAACAAAAAUCGUACAUAAGGAAAGCCUUAAAAAAUUUUUCACAUGCUAAUCAAAUUUAAAACGACAAGCGAUGCAUAUUUGUUCGCAACAUGACGCCAAUGUGUGUGUGCAACAAUUAGUAGGCAGAGGUCUGAAGAGGUGGCUGUCCUUCCAAGCGCAGGGCUGGGCUGCUCUAGUCCGGUCUGGUCUGGUCGGGUCAGGCCAAGUCGGGUCAUGUCAGAUCAGAUCAGACCAGGUCAGAUCAGAUCAGAUCAGGUCAGGUCAGAUCCGGGAACAGCGCCAGUAAUAAUUCUAGUUACUCGUUAUAGUUAAGAUUAGUUUGUAGUUGCUGCAAUCCAAACACAAACAUGUUCAUCCACACAGACAAUACAAAGUGAAAUAUUGUUAUAUUCAGAAUUUUGCAAAUUCAAAGUCAGCAUUUUACACAACGGACGGCCACUAAGGACGCUCCAAGGAAAGUAUGAAAUUAGCAGAGUAUUGCAAGAACUACUCGUCAUAUCACACUCAAUCGAUGAACCGUGAAAUUGUAAUAGUAAUGGAACUCGAGAAUUGGUGAAAGUACCCAAUCGCCUAGCAUGCGAACACUACCACCCACAUACACACAGUUAAUAUUCAUUUUAAAUAUUCACAUGGAUAGGAUGCCAUUGUUCAAGCUAUCCCCUAAGCUUGAGCCUUACGCCAAUCUCCGACACCCAAAAUCACAAGCAUGUAUAACGAAAUUAAUCUAUGUAUCUAAAUCGAAUAAAAAAAAAUGUGUUUUUAUCAAAAA